Rhopalosiphum maidis (corn leaf aphid) is the source of this 2307-nucleotide messenger RNA. RefSeq lists its product as uncharacterized. NCBI's taxonomy places the organism in Eukaryota, Metazoa, Arthropoda, Insecta, Hemiptera, Aphididae. The record is from RefSeq and is a predicted model, not a curated record. The transcript is spliced from 6 exons. The coding region runs from base 577 to 1563 and encodes 328 amino acids.
GCCGCCGUCGUUUGCCCACCAGUGUUCCCGUCGUAUCGAACCGCUUAUACCGCGGCGUAGCACAGAUACACCGCAUACACCUAACACACACGCGGGCGCGAUAAUAAACGUUCUUUUAUAAUAUUAGUAUGUAUAUUAUGAUAAUAUUAAGUUAACGAUACGAAAGUCGUAUAAUCAUUUAAUAUUUUAUUACAAUAUACAUAUUAAUUAUUGUAUUCUUGCACGAGCGUAUUUUUCGCUUCGUCUUUUGAAUUCUCCUCCGCUAGUUGACUCGUGUCCAUCAGAAAACUGAUUCAGACGGGGCCACACAGCGUUUUUACUGGUAUUUAUUUUUCCACACAAAAUCUGCCUUCGUACUGCGAUCACAACGACGAAUACAAUAUUAUGUGAACUUGGCGCAAGUCCGCAACAGAGGAGACCCCACAAGUCGACAGAACAACAAAACAGACCAGGAGGAACCGUCUAUUACUGAUUUCAAACAGCCGUCGUCGUUAUUACACAUCAUUAGCAACCGCAGUCUUAAUAGUCGAACGAAAGUUUUGUCAACGUAACCGUUUCGCAGACUAUUUACCCAACAUGGACACUGCUACAUUUUUCGUCGAGGGCACUGCCAAUCAGUUCGAGCACGUUCUCUCACUGUACCCGCAAGCGUUGCGCCUCAAAGCCGAGACCAAAACGAAAAAGCCUGAAGACCUCAUCAAGCUGGACAAUUGGUAUCAGAAUGAAUUACCAGGAAAAAUUAAGUCCAGGGGAAAAGAUGCACAUUUAAAUCAUGAAGAAAUUUGCCAAAUAAUGAAAUGGAAACAAACAAGAGGAAAAACGUUCCCUCAAUUGAAUUACUUAAUUAAAGUGAACACACCACGCGCUGUUAUGGCUGAGACAAAGAAAGCUUUCAAAAAAUUACCCAAUUUAGGACUUGCACUUACAGCGUUAAGUAAUUUGAAAGGUGUUGGAACCACAAUGGCCUCAGCUUUGUUAGCAGCUGCUGCACCAGACAAAGCUCCUUUUAUGGCUGAUGAAUGUCUAAAAGCAAUUCCAGCUAUUGAAGGAAUUGAUUAUACUGCUAAAGAAUAUUUGAAUUUUGUAGCUCAUAUUCAGAACACAGUGGAAAGACUUAAUGGUGAAUGUAGUGAAAAUACAUGGAAUCCACAUUCAGUAGAAUUAGCAUUGUGGACACAUUAUGUGGCAAAUGAAUUCAAACCUGAACUUUUAAAUAGUGUUCCAGAAGCACCUAAGAAGCCAAUUAGUGAACAAACUAAUACCGAUGCUCAUACUAAUGGCAAUGUUAAUCAAACAAAGUUAGAUGAACCAACAUCUGAUGAAAGUAACCCUGAGCCAUUACCACCAUCCAAUGGUCAUCAAUUAACAAUUGAAGAUGAUUCCCGUGACAAGUCUGAAGAUGAUAUCACCAAUGACUCUAUAACGACAUCAGAAUCAGCCCAAACUCCACUUGCUGAAGCUUUAACAGAGGACUCAUCUAGUCUGCCUGCCCCUGAUGAACCCCCUGUAAAAAAAUUCAAAAAUGAAGGCCAAACAGUGGCUGCAGAAGCCAAUGGCAACUAAAUUGGUUAAAUGGUUUUAAUUAUGCCAAAUGGACCAUCAUAGGUUUAUAAUAUUUUAGUGACGAGUUAAUAUUGGAGAAAAUAUUGUUUAAAACAAAAUAAAUUGAUAAAAAAAAACUCCAUAUUUAUCAGACUUAAUGAUGUAAUUAUAACUUACAGUUAUAUAAUUUUAUUUACAUAUAAAAUAUUUCACCAUUUUUAAAUGGACAACAAUUUAAUUUAUUUUAACUCAUACAUGAAAACUCGUAAAUAUAUUUUUUUUAUACUUAGAUUUUAUACAACAAAAUAAAUUAAGCCUGUAAUAUUCUAAUUUGUUUUAUUCAACUUAGUAAUUUCAUGAUUGAAAUAUUUGACUGUAAAUACAAUUAAUUAUAAUUAUAUAUGUUUAAGAUUUACGGGAUAGAGGGAUGUCUGAAUAUUCAUAAAUAAUAAUAAAAGUGCACCUUAGGAAGUAAUUUUUUCCAAGAAUUGUCAUAAUUGAUUGAAAAUUUUGAUUUAUUAUGGGGGGGUCAAGGGAAACUUGCAUUCAAAAACAUAAAAACAUUUUAAAUAUAUACAUAUAUUUAUAACGGACGUAUGUAUAUACGUAGGUAGUAUUAAUGUAUCGGAUCUGCACCAUUUUCAUUGAAAUAAAUUAACAAAGUUAAUUUAUGUACUUAAAUAAGAAAACUGCCUUUUAGCAAUUUUUUGUUUUAUUUACUUCUAUAUAUAUAAUUUUUUUUAAUGGUACAAACAAUUAUUUACA